Molecule: messenger RNA, 628 nt
Organism: Apis dorsata (giant honeybee)
Lineage: Eukaryota; Metazoa; Arthropoda; Insecta; Hymenoptera; Apidae
Exons: 5
Coding region: 14-628 (204 amino acids)
Source: RefSeq, a predicted model, not a curated record
AUCGGGCGCGAGGAUGAGCGCAAAGAUAUCCCUGGCGAGCCGCGGCACGGCACAGUCGCCGGUCAACCAUCGUGGCAAAUCAUCGUCGGGGCUGCUGCUCGCCGGGAAGUCUGUGAAGAGGCCGUCGUCGAUGACCGUAGAGGUGACUGGCACCGAGGAAAGAGCCGUCAAACGAGCCGCUGUCCCAGAACUGGAAGCAUCGUCCAGCUCGUCGCGUCCAAACAGUUUGUUGGAGAGAGAGAGCAACAUGCCAGUUUUAACGCGCGCCUGCACUACUGCCACGCUCCCGAGGAUCAAGAGGUUCAAAUUCGCUUCGUUCGCGUCCGGCUCGCGUCUCGACGCAGCGACGACGGGCGAGGCGAGGAGGGCGUCGACCACGGGGGAGGGGAAGGAGUUGCUGCGUAGGAGGCAUUACAGGGAGGUCGUCGUUUACGACGAUUGCACCGACGACGUGGACCGGCUGCCCGUCCAGCAUCCUCUGUUCCUCGUGCUCGUCGCGUUGUUGGACGACAACAGGGAGCCUGCUCUUCUUUUGGGCCGGGCAAUUUCUGUACCAAUUAAAGAUUUAAGACCAUUACCGAAACCAAUUGGAACAAAAUACCAUAAUUCAUCCGAUCUUAAAUACUAA